Messenger RNA from Ascochyta rabiei, 195 nucleotides. RefSeq lists its product as uncharacterized. The coding region runs from base 1 to 195 and encodes 64 amino acids. The transcript has a single exon. NCBI's taxonomy places the organism in Eukaryota, Fungi, Ascomycota, Dothideomycetes, Pleosporales, Didymellaceae. The record is from RefSeq and is a predicted model, not a curated record.
AUGAGAACGGAGAAGACACAAGCCAUAAGUGGCCUAGUCGGCUAUGCACUUCUUCGCGGCCUUGCAUCUCUGAACUUCGCUGAAGAACUCGAACCUGACACAAACUGCCCCAACGUUCCCAUUGCCAUCACGUCCCUUCUCGAGUUCUCUAACAGCCUCCCCGACUACGGCAUCGAAGACGAGGCUGUCGAGUGA